Molecule: messenger RNA, 360 nt
Organism: Rhodotorula toruloides NP11
Lineage: Eukaryota; Fungi; Basidiomycota; Microbotryomycetes; Sporidiobolales; Sporidiobolaceae
Product: Histone H1/H6 domain containing protein
Exons: 4
Coding region: 1-360 (119 amino acids)
Biological process (GO): nucleosome assembly
Cellular component (GO): nucleosome
Molecular function (GO): DNA binding
Source: RefSeq, a predicted model, not a curated record
AUGACAGGCUCAAGUGCCCGGCCUCCGUACGUUGAGAUGCUCGAUGCUGCGCUCCGACGCGCCAACAACGGCGGCAAAGUCUCUCGUAUCAAGCUUGCGCACUACUUCAGGGACGAAUGCGACGUCGACACGGACCACGCUUCGUACAAGAACUCGCUGAAGAAGGCGCUCGAGAGGCGGAUGAAGGAGGGCUACGUCAAGCAGGAGGGACAGUCUUUCUUGUUCACGGAAGAGGGUGAGAAGUGGUAUCGCGAGGAGUAUGAGACCACGGCGGAGGAGGAGGAGCCCAAGGCGAAGCCCGUCAAGAGCAAGAAGGCGUCGACGUCGAAGAAGGCCAACGGCGGGAGGAAAGGGAAAUGA